AUGCCUACCCAAGCUCAAGAGACGUGACAGGACAUUUCCAAGGAGCUUGGGUUGGAGUGGACCGUCUUGGCUUUAACAGAACAGAGAUGACGCUUUCAUGCCAAAUCUAAAGUGAAGUGUGACCAGGCUUGAGCAAUGCUGGAAACCUGGUAUGAAAAGUCACGGGACAAGCCCAACAAGACAAAGCUGCUGCAGGAUGGACUGGAGCGGGCGGGCAGACGAGACCUGUCCGAAAGGCUGCGUUGUCUCCAUCGGGGUCACCAGAAGUUGAGCCACAGGGUGGAGCUGCCCUCUGCCUUCCCCUUACUUGUCACGGUCCACAAGAGCAUCCAGCACCAGGAUGGACUUUGCAGGAACUCAACCACAAAUACACGUGAAACUGCAGAAUAG
This is a messenger RNA of Dunckerocampus dactyliophorus (ringed pipefish), 390 nucleotides long. RefSeq lists its product as uncharacterized. The record is from RefSeq and is a predicted model, not a curated record. The transcript has 3 exons. Gene Ontology annotation, biological process: signal transduction. Gene Ontology annotation, molecular function: protein binding. Lineage: Eukaryota; Metazoa; Chordata; Actinopteri; Syngnathiformes; Syngnathidae.